CUAAUUUACCUCUACUCAGUGUUCACCUCUUAUCUCCUCGUCUCGUCUUCUGCCUCAAUUCUGUUUGCCUACAGAUCGACCUGCGAGGAGAAGAAGCUUGGCUGCCGGAGAAAUGUCCCUGCAUGCACCCACCAGGAUUCAGGCCGCCAAUCCUACUUCUCCACCUUCUAUUUUAGCUCCUCUUGGCAGUAAUGCUGGGCUCAGGCCACCAUCGGAUCGUUUUGCUCUGAAAUCCUCCUCCUUUUCUCCAUCGCUCCACCUCUUGCUUACUUCUAAUCAACAGAAGCCUCUUGCUUCUGCAGCUCCAAGAUUCUCCAUGCGUGUUGCCUCCAAGCAGACCUAUAUUUGUCGCGAUUGCGGGUAUAUUUACAACGAGAGGACUCCUUUCGAGAAACUGCCUGACAAGUACUUCUGCCCUGUUUGUGGUGCUCCAAAAAGGAGAUUCAAGCCAUAUGCACCUGCUGUGACAAAAAAUGCUAAUGAAACAGAUGUUAGAAAAGCACGCAAAGCUGAAAUCCAGAGAGAUGAAGCAAUUGGGCGAGCUUUGCCAAUUGCAAUAGUGGUUGGAGUCGCAGCCCUUGCUGGUUUAUAUUUCUACCUGAACAACAGCUUCCAAGGUUGAACGUCGGUAAUUUCACAGGAACUAUGGCAGAAGAAUUUUAUGUGAAUGCUCGAGUUCAUAGAACAGGGCAAUUCUUGUAAUUUUAUUCUAUUAAGGAAACGUUUAUUUAAUGUUA
Molecule: messenger RNA, 737 nt
Organism: Manihot esculenta (cassava)
Lineage: Eukaryota; Viridiplantae; Streptophyta; Magnoliopsida; Malpighiales; Euphorbiaceae
Exons: 4
Coding region: 113-622 (169 amino acids)
Molecular function (GO): iron ion binding
Source: RefSeq, a predicted model, not a curated record